Messenger RNA from Chinchilla lanigera (long-tailed chinchilla), 1868 nucleotides. It is a transcript of the gene Ddb2, whose product is annotated as damage-specific DNA binding protein 2, 48kDa. NCBI's taxonomy places the organism in Eukaryota, Metazoa, Chordata, Mammalia, Rodentia, Chinchillidae. Gene Ontology annotation, biological process: response to UV; DNA repair. Bases 153 to 1556 code for a protein of 467 amino acids. The record is from RefSeq and is a predicted model, not a curated record. Gene Ontology annotation, cellular component: Cul4-RING E3 ubiquitin ligase complex; nucleus. Gene Ontology annotation, molecular function: protein binding; damaged DNA binding. The transcript is spliced from 9 exons.
AGCCCUGGGCUUGUUUGGCGGGAAGUUGGUUUAGCACGACUACCUGUGGCGGCUCGGCUGGCCUCGUCGCCGCCUCGUCUCUCUUCAGAGGCCGAGAGUUCUCUCUCGUGAUCUCGGCCUAGGGUUUAGUGCUCCUUCGCUCCGAGGACGCGAUGAUUCCCAGGAAGUGCCCAGAAACCCAGAAGACCCCCAAAGUGGUGGUGCGCCCCAGGAGCAGGAGGAGCCCGCGGGAGCCGGAGCCGGCGGCCCAGAAGCCCCGCACGAAGGGCCCCGGUCCCAGCAGGAGAUAUGACUCAGGCUGCCUUUGGGCAGGGCUGGGCAGCCUGCAGGUCCCGAAAGCAGGCAGGAGCAUCGUUAGGGUUCUGCACCAACAUAAGCUGGGUGAGGCUGCCUGGCCAUCGAUCCAGCAGGGCCUGCAGCAGUCCUUCGUGCACUCCCUGGCUGCUUACCGGAUAGCCCAGAAGGCCUCCCCCUUUGACAGGAGAGCCACGGCCCUGGCCUGGCACCCAGCGCACCCCAGCACCUUGGCUGUGGCCUCCAAAGGGGGUGACGUCAUGCUCUGGAACUUUGGCAUCAAGGACAGACCCACCUUCAUCAAAGGGAUCGGAGCUGGGGGGAGCAUCAUGGGGCUGAAGUUCAAUCUUCUCAACAGCAACCAGUUCUACGCGUGCUCCAUGGACGGAACAACAACGCUGCAGGACUUCGGAGGCAACACCAUCCGGGUUUUUGCCAGAAUUGACUGCUGCAACGUCUGGUUCUGCAGCUUGGAUGUGUCUGCCAGUAGCCGAGUGCUGGUCACAGGAGACAACAUGGGCCACGUGAUCCUGCUGAACACGGAUGGCAAGGAGCUUUGGAAUCUCAGACUGCACAAAAAGAAAGUGACCCAUGUGGCCCUGAACCCCUGCUGUGAUUGGUUACUGGCCACAGCCUCUGUAGAUCAAACCGUGAAACUCUGGGACCUGCGCCAGGUGAAAGGGAAGGACAGCUUCCUCUACUCACUGCCACACAGCCAGCCUGUCAACGCAGCCUGCUUCAGCCCUGACGGAGCCCGGCUGCUGACCACUGACCAGCGGAACGAGAUCCGGGUUUACUCCGCCUCGCAGUGGGACCGCCCUGUGAGCGUGAUCCCGCACCCACACCGCCACUUCCAGCACCUCACCCCCAUCAAGGCAACGUGGCAUCCUCGGUACAACCUCAUCGUUGUGGGCCGGUACCCAGAUCCUAAUUUCAAAAGUUGUGUUCCCUACGAGUCAAGGACUGUUGAUGUGUUUGAUGGAAACUCUGGGAAGCUGCUGUGUCAGCUCUAUGACCCAGAAUCUUCUGGUAUCGUUUCGGUGAGAUGUAGGCCCUCUCAUGAUGGGAAGAAAUUGAGGUUCAACCCACUUCCUUGCUUAAGUGAGUUUGUAUGUGUCCUGUCUCUGUCAGUACCUGCCAGCUUCCUCAUGCUGAUACCCUUGUCUCUGCAGCUCAAUGAGUUCAACCCCAUGGGAGACACACUGGCCUCAGCCAUGGGUUACCACGUUCUCAUCUGGAGCCAGGAGGAGGCUGGGCCAUAGAAACAAAACAAGAGCCAGUGAAGAAAGUGUGGGCCACGUGGCAGCUUGGAGCCCUCACACGGGAACAAACUGAGAAGAGGCAGCUGUUUGUUAAAGGGGCAGAAGUGCCCAAUGUUAGGCUUGGUGCGGGCACCGUGGCAUGGGGCACUGGCUCUCCACUGCUGGGCACUUAGCUCCAAAAGCUUAGGGUGACCCCAGGUCGUAUCCAGCUUGGAGCCAAAGUGGUUCUGUCCUUUCUGACUUGGUGGCAGAGUGAUGAGUGUUUUAGUUUGUAUGCACUACUGACAUGACCAAUAAAACCAUACCAACCAG